UCACGGCAAGAUGGCCGAAUCUGAAAGAGAAACAUUGCCAACUGAUUGCGCUAUCAUCCAUGAGAUAUACGACAAUGGAGACGCCCAGGAACAGUUUGAAUAUGAACUAGAGCAGGCUCUUGAGUCUUGCCGUAGUAUCAUCAUCAUUGAACCCUCCAGGCUUGGUGAUGAGACAGCUCGCUGGAUCACAGUGGGAAACUGCCUCCACAAGACGGCCGUCCUUGCUGGAGUAGCGUGCUUAGUCAGCCCCUGGAUGCUGCCGAGUAAAGUCACAAACUUUGUAAGCAUUCCCUUCGGAACAGUAAGCGUGGCGUGCGCUACCCUGUACGGAAUCUCCUGGCAGUUUGACCCGUGCUGCAAGUACCAGGUGGAAUACGACACUAGGAGUCUAGCUCGGCUGCCACUACACACACUAACAACAGCGACACCAGUGGUCUUGGUUCGAAGGGAGGAUAAAUACCGCAAAACACUGCACAAUGUUAUAGCUGGACUAGCCGCUAUAUGUCUCACCUAUAAAUUCUAUCACUUGUGCGCCCAAUGAUGACUCGAGAAUUUAAUUUAACCAUAGGAAAUUUUUAUGAAUUGAGUGCUCUAAGUUCAAACCUCAAAACUUUAUGAGUAACUUGUGUGUUUUUCCUGUGGCAUUCAGACUUGCCAGAAAGUGUUGUAAAUUCUACUGUCGAGUUUUUGAAAGAUGUAAUUGUACUAAAAAAGUGAAUGUAAGUUUGAAGUAAUGAUGUGAAUGCAGAAUUCUUCAGACAUGGUGGAAUUCCAACAAAAGUUUGUACUAUAAUCUUGUUUGUUUCACUGACUAACAAGGUUUAGCGACUAAGUGUCGACGUCGCAAGUGAGCAUUUUGGGAAUUAAACAUUAGUCACGAGUAGUGUCAAAAACAGGACU
Asterias rubens (European starfish) is the source of this 900-nucleotide messenger RNA. RefSeq names its product transmembrane protein 11, mitochondrial-like. The record is from RefSeq and is a predicted model, not a curated record. Gene Ontology annotation, cellular component: mitochondrial inner membrane. The transcript is spliced from 2 exons. Gene Ontology annotation, biological process: inner mitochondrial membrane organization. The coding region runs from base 11 to 541 and encodes 176 amino acids. Lineage: Eukaryota; Metazoa; Echinodermata; Asteroidea; Forcipulatida; Asteriidae.